This is a messenger RNA of Peniophora sp. CBMAI 1063, 900 nucleotides long. Lineage: Eukaryota; Fungi; Basidiomycota; Agaricomycetes; Russulales; Peniophoraceae. The record is from the annotation of a GenBank genome assembly.
AUGUGUGUCGGUUUCUGGUCCCUAACACAUCCCGAAUAUGCCCUCGUUCUUUGUGCAAAUCGCGACGAGUUCCUGGCACGGCCGACAUCGGUCGCACAUUGGCAUGCCUUCAACACGGAGUCUAUAACGCCCUCGCCGCAGGAUGCAAACCCAGUUCAUCCCGAUAUGCCGACGGACCUCCCGCAGGACUCAGUGCUAUCCGGACGCGAUCUCCUUGGAGGUGGGACCUGGCUCGGAGCCAACAAGCACGGGCGAGUAGGCCUCUUAACAAACAUUACCGAACCAUUGAGACAGUGGCCAUCGUCCAGGGGUGCCCUUCUCGCUUCUUUCCUGCUUGGCGAGGGGCCGGUCACUGCGGCCGAAAGCUCGCUCGAGCAGCAGGAAAGUGCUUAUGCCGGCUUCAAUAUGGUGCUUUUCGCACCCGUAGAUGCGGAAAGCCUACCGCUGAAUUACGAAGCUCGUCUUGUGACCAACCAUACCGGAGGCGGGAAGAUACAGGUUCGCCAGCUUGAGACCGCUGAAUGUGCCGCAAGUGGCGUGUCCAACGGCGUCGACGGGCGCGGCGGGAACACAUACCCAAAAAUAUGCGAAGGCGUCUCCGCGUUGGAGAAGGCGCUCGACGAUGCUGAUUCGGAUGAAGACAAGCUUAUCUCGUACCUGCUUGAACUAUUGACCUCCCAGGUCCAACCUCCGCCCACGAAUGCUCAAGAACGUGCCGCGAGCAUCAGCAUCGCACCUAUACCGGGUGCGCCGCAAUACGGAACACGGGUAUCCACUGUAGUCCUUGUGCGUCGUGAUGGACGUGCACGCUUCGUCGAACGAGACCGCUGGACUCUUCAACAAGACGGCACGGCGUUGGACGGCGGGGCAACGCGCGAGUUCCGAUAUACCGUCCAAUGA